Messenger RNA from Salarias fasciatus (jewelled blenny), 1733 nucleotides. RefSeq lists its product as uncharacterized. Gene Ontology annotation, molecular function: signaling receptor activity. The record is from RefSeq and is a predicted model, not a curated record. The coding region runs from base 56 to 1321 and encodes 421 amino acids. The transcript has 2 exons. Gene Ontology annotation, biological process: signal transduction; inflammatory response. Gene Ontology annotation, cellular component: plasma membrane. Lineage: Eukaryota; Metazoa; Chordata; Actinopteri; Blenniiformes; Blenniidae.
UCUGUUUCCUCAUGUGUACUAGAUUCUUUUGGAUUCACUGAGUCGAGAACAGACAAUGGAUCCUGUGAUUGUAGUUGACGCUGCAGACAUUCAGCCAGUGUCCACUGAAUCACUGCGUGGUCCGCUUCAUGCUCCUCCCACGCUGACAGGAAGUGAGCGCCACCAUGUCUUCGUCAGCUACAGCAGCACUGACAACCAGUGGACCCACUCCAUCAUCAACCAGCUGGAGUCCCGCAGGCUGCAGGUCUGCUACCACGAGCGCGACUUCACUCCCGGCCGCACUGUGCUGGAGAACAUGUCUGAGUGUAUCCAGGAGAGCCAGAAGGUCCUGCUGGUUCUCAGCCAGGAGUUUGUGAGGAGCCGCUGGUGUCUCCUGGAGGCCAACAUGUCUCUGUUCAGAGACUGCUUGGAGAGGAAACCAAUCAUCCCAGUGCUGCUGGAGCCGGACGUCCCAAUCCCCCUCCACCUCUGUCACCUGACGUACCUGGAUGCCAGUGAUCCCGGCUUCAUGAAGAAGCUGCUCAAGGUGCUCUACACGCCAAACCAGCAGCUACAGAGCUCAACGGUGGUGCCUUUCCAGCCUCCCUCCAUCUACAAUGGGAAGGCCUUGCAGCCUUUGGUUGCUGUCAAUGAGGAAGAACUCAAUAAAUGGAAUCCUGGUCACUUCAAUGAUAUGAAUGUACCAGACCAGCUGCGUCUGAUCAUUGAGGAUCAAGAGAAGUACAAGCAGGCGAUAAGGAUUAUCAACCGUGUCGCUGAAAAUCAACUAAUCAUGUGUUUUUUCGGGAAUGGAGUACUGCUGACCUUGUUUCUGCUUUUUGUGAACUCUGUUGUUGCAUUUACUUCUAUAGUGAUCUAUGCAUUUGUGUAUGACAGUUCUUUACAUGUUUCCAUUGGGCUGCAGGUGAUUGGUAUCCUGAAUGUUAUUAUGGUUGGAAUUGGGUUCUUGAUUUAUGCCAUAAUGUGGAAGAAGGAUCAAACAAAGAACAAUCUGAGGGCGAUGCAGAAAGCUGCUGGAGAGGCAAACAUAAUUCUCUCAGAGGAGAAGCUCCUAAUUGGUUGUAUGUCCAAUUCAAAACUAUCCCUAGUUUAUGUUUUUCUGGACGGUUGUAAGCAGGAGUUUGCAGAAACCUUUUCUGAAGAUGGUAAUGCUGAGAAUAUGUUUAAAAAAGCACUCAGGUACUUCUCAUCAGGUUAUGCCUGCUGCCUUACCAAAAGACAUUUUCCCUUUUCACUUGGCAGCAGUGGGGGUCACCUGGAGGGAGGGGUCUGUUUCUGUCAGUAUGUGUCCCAGCAGCUCAGAACAGAGCAGUGGGAAUAGCAGCCAGGACUGGUGCUGGGUCUGGAUUUUCUUAGCAACAUGUUCUGUCCUCUUAUUUGACUAUAAAAUUACUCUUACAAAAUCAUCUCUUCAUUGCCUAGACUCGUUCCAGCCAGCGUGAGCCAGUUCAAAUAGUUUGAGACAAAUACUACUGUCACACAGACAAUAAUGUUGGGUUUCAUAGCUUAUAUUUGAUCCUACAUUGCAUCAACAAGGCUGAAAAGCCUGUCUCUCUACGCACUUCAGCUUAGUACACAUAGAGUAAUUGCUAUUAAAUGAAUCUAUGACAUAAAGUUGAAUUCUGACUGUCAUUUUAUGUCUUUGUUUUUUAAAGCUAAGGUUGGCGAUUUGAAUGAGAUACAUUUUUUUAAAUACUGGUUAAAAUGAUCUUUAUGACCCAAUGGGAAGCAAU